AUGUCUACCCCGACCACGAAAUAUAUCUCCAAGCUGCGCGACCAGCGCGUACUCAUUCUUGGAGGGACAUCCGGGAUCGGGUACGCCGUUGCCGAAGCCAGCAUCGAACACGGCGCCUCUGUCAUCCUCAGCGGCAGCAACUCCACCAAACUUACAAACGCUCUCGAGCGCCUACGCACAAGUUAUCCCUCCGCCUCCGCCAGUGGGUACACAUGCGACCUCUCCGACGCGGAAACAUUGGAAGGCAACGUUGCGGCUCUCCUGGCCGCAGCCACCGACUCUGGCACCACCAAGCUCAACCACAUCAUCUUCACCGCCGGGGACGCCAUCAACCUCGUGAAUGUGCGCGACGCCACUGUCCCGGCUGUUCUACGCAUGGCCAACGUGCGCUUCCUCGGGCCGUUGAUGAUUUCGAAGCUUGCACCGCCAUAUAUGGUUCCCGGCCCCGGGAGCAGUCUUACCUUCACUGCUGGCGUCAACUACAAGCGCCCUGGCCCUCAGUGGGGGAUUGCGGCGGCGUGGAUCGCAGGCCUUGAGGGCUUGGUGCGCGGUAUGACAGUCGAUUUGAAGCCCUUGCGGAUCAACAUGGUGUCACCGGGGGCGAUCAAAACAGAGAUGUGGGAUAGGAUGCCGAUGCCAGAGGAGCACCGGCAGAAGUUGUUUGAGAUGACUGCUGCAGCGACGACGGUGGGAAGGAUGGGAAGACCGGAGGAUGUGGCGGAGGCGUAUAUCUAUUUGAUGAAGGAUCAGUUCGCAACGGGAAGUGUCGUUGAUUCUGAAGGUGGAAGACUGCUAUGCUAG
Molecule: messenger RNA, 801 nt
Organism: Aplosporella prunicola CBS 121167
Lineage: Eukaryota; Fungi; Ascomycota; Dothideomycetes; Botryosphaeriales; Aplosporellaceae
Exons: 1
Coding region: 1-801 (266 amino acids)
Molecular function (GO): oxidoreductase activity
Source: RefSeq, a predicted model, not a curated record